This is a messenger RNA of Colletotrichum siamense, 1890 nucleotides long. RefSeq lists its product as uncharacterized. Lineage: Eukaryota; Fungi; Ascomycota; Sordariomycetes; Glomerellales; Glomerellaceae. The record is from RefSeq and is a predicted model, not a curated record. The transcript has 3 exons. Gene Ontology annotation, molecular function: protein binding. The coding region runs from base 1 to 1890 and encodes 629 amino acids.
AUGGAUCCCUUCUCUAUCACGGUUGGCGUUGUCGGCCUUAUUGGAACCAGUUCGAAGAUAAUUACGUCGCUAAAGGGUGUCGCGGACUCUUCAAAGGGCAUCGAUGGACGGCUGCGUGUGCUGAUCAGUGAGGUGGAAAUUUUCAAGGCCAUGCUGGAAUCCACGCGGGCCACUCUGGAUUCUGACGAAAUACAGCACAUACUACAAGCUACAGGUUAUUUGGCCAGCCACUGGGCUAACAUAUCGGCCUGUAUUUCUGACGGGAAAAUACUUUUGGCCAAUUUUGCUUCCAAGUUGGCCAAAAUCGACAAAUGUACCCAAGUCCUCUCGAGAGGCAUAGGUAGUAGCCCCGAAUUUUGUUCUGAGGUCAUGGAGCUAGUGACAACCAUCCAUCAAACCUCUCAGGAUGUCUGUAGUCGCAUGGAGGCCCUGGGUCAAAGGCAGCCCACCGACAAGACCCAAGAGCGUAUGGAAAGCUUGAGAAAUAUGAAGAAAUGCAUUCGAUCCUCAGCCAGAAUUGCCACUACAGCUUCCUCCCUAUCUUUCACGACCGAAAACACGAAUUCCGUGGCUGAAGCAUCGGAGUUUCACGACUUUCUCACUCAACCAAACCCGGACACCAUCGCUUGGAUUACGACCACCUCAAAGUUAGACCUUGUGGCUAUUGACCAUGCGCCAUCUCUUCAUUCACAGCCAGUCACCUUGCUUUCGGCACAUGAUCUAUCAGAUUCCGAUGACGAUAUCGAGAGAGAAAUUGCAACUCUUCAUCUGAAGCGAGGCAGACAAGCGUUUGACGGUGACGAUCUGAGUACGGCCGAGAGACUAUUGCGAAAGGGACUUGAUCGUCUGAAGGCGUCCAAAAGCCACAAACAGCACGUUGAGAUGUAUAGAGAAGGAUUGAGCGAUCUUGCCACGCUUUACCGACAGCAAGGGAAAUGGCGUGAGACCAAAGAGAUCAUUAAUGAGCGGCUGUCGCUUCUAUCAAGAACUGCAACCGCGGACUCUACAGAGGUCUUGAAAGAGAAGCUGACCCUUGCAGAGGUCUUGCUUCAACUCGACGAUUUGGUGGAAGCUCGUCUCCACGCGAGAGCCUGUAUCAAGGCAUAUCACAAACUUGGCCUUGAAGGGCGAGAGGACUUGGAGAGGUCAUUGAACAUGAUGAUCAGGAUUUGCGCUCGACAACAUGACACAGAUGGGGAGGAGGAAUACCAGCUGGUUCUUUCCAGCCUGUUGAUGUCAGAGGAUGCCAGUAUAGUGUUGAAUCCUCCCCAAGACGAGGUGGAAGUAACAGCUGCAAGCGGCAUGAGGAUUCUGCCGAAGGUCGAGAUUACGAAGCCGGCGUCACUCGACAUACCAAACGAAUAUGGUGCAGCAGAAACUAUGACGAGAAAGGACUCCCUGUCUAGCUGUGUGUCGGAGACAGAGCUAAUGCCUCAACGCAGUUCGGCUAUCCAUUUGGUCGCCCCGUAUGUAGACCAGAGUCCCUCAGACCUGUGUUCAAAGACGGAAUCUAUAGAUGAGCGUGCGCUGGCUGGUGGUCAUGAGUACCACACGGGCUGGUACUGGCCGUUUCUUGGAGAAUAUGACGAAGCGGAUGAGGCGGAAACCGCACUCGAAUCAACAUGCCGAGAAAGCGAGGAGAAUAACGACUUCACCAGGGUACUCACCCCGCACUACAAGGCAUGCUCGGUAGAACUAGACUCAGGAACAACGUCAUUUGAGCUUGUUCUAUGGGAUAGUCCUGGGCCCAUUAACGACCGCCUGCUUCCCGACAUCGUUCAGAACAUCUCGGAAGCCAUAGGUUGCAUAGUCUUGUGUUUUGCAGUGGACGAGCCUGAGCUAGUAUCAGACAUUGACACCGUGGUGAGCUCACUCCCAGAUACAUCCUGA